AUGACAGAUGGAAAACAGAUGGAAAAUUGUCUACGCCUGCCUGAUGACCAGUGGCCACAAUAUGAAUUACAGGCAGGUACAUGUACUUCGGCUGGAGCUGAAGAGAGACGGAAUGUGAAAGCAGUUAUGCAUAUAGCAAGCCCUGAAGUUGUUGACUGCACAAGAGUAUCCAGCUGGAGACGACUUCUAAGAAUCACAGCAUAUGUCUUGAGAUUUGCUCGAAUUCUGAAGAGCAAGAUCCAGAAGAAUGCAGUACCUGAUGUUGAAUUCACUCUUACACCAUCAGAAUUGAGUGAAGCUGAGAAGUACUGGGUAAUCAAAGCACAACAAAGUCUAAAACCAAUAUAUGAGAAAGGUGAAUUCAAGGCGCUAACUUCCUUUCUAGAUGAUGAAGGCGUGCUGAGAGUAGGUGGCAGAGCAGAAAACCUGAGAACAUCGUAUGAAUCCAAGCAUCCCGCUCCAUUGCCAUCAAAUCAUCAUGUGUCAUUUAUCAUCACCAGACACAUGCAUGAACUAGGUCAUCACGGCAUCGCCACGACGACUGCCAAAACUAGGAUAAAGUUUUGGAUUCUACAGGGACCUAAGCUAGCCAAGACAAUCAAGUUCAAAUGUGUAGUAUGCAGAAUGAAUGAUCACAAGAAUGAAACACAGAUGAUGGCUGAUCUUCCAGAUAUGAGAAUGGCAUCAUUCACACCGCCAUUCCAUUUCACUGCCAUAGACUAUUUUGGACCAAUAGCAGUGAAAGUGAGCAGGAACAAGACGGCUAAAUACUAUGGAGUAAUAUUUACCUGCCUGAAUACUAGAGCCGUCCACCUAGAGUUAGCUGUUGAUUGUUCAACUAUGUAG
Lytechinus pictus (painted urchin) is the source of this 846-nucleotide messenger RNA. RefSeq lists its product as uncharacterized. The record is from RefSeq and is a predicted model, not a curated record. The transcript has a single exon. The coding region runs from base 1 to 846 and encodes 281 amino acids. Lineage: Eukaryota; Metazoa; Echinodermata; Echinoidea; Temnopleuroida; Toxopneustidae.